Molecule: messenger RNA, 1167 nt
Organism: Malassezia vespertilionis
Lineage: Eukaryota; Fungi; Basidiomycota; Malasseziomycetes; Malasseziales; Malasseziaceae
Gene: LYS1
Product: Saccharopine dehydrogenase
Exons: 2
Coding region: 1-1167 (388 amino acids)
Cellular component (GO): cytoplasm
Molecular function (GO): saccharopine dehydrogenase (NAD+, L-lysine-forming) activity
Source: RefSeq, a predicted model, not a curated record
AUGGCAUCACAACCACUGUGGCUGCGCUGCGAAACGAAGCCUGCCGAGCACCGCUCCGCACUCACUCCUACCACGGCAAAGAAGCUCAUUGAAAAUGGCUUUGAAAUCACCGUCGAGCGCGAUCCGCAGCGCAUCUUUGACGAUGCAGAGUUCGAGGCUGUCGGAUGCACCAUGGCAGACUACCACAGUUGGCCAAAGGCGCCCAAGGCCACUCCAAUUAUCGGUCUGAAAGAGCUGGACACGCCCGGCCCUGAUUUGGAAAACACGCACAUCCAAUUUGCGCACUGCUACAAGAACCAGGAAGGAUGGGUCGAUGUGCUGGGCCGUUUCAAGCGCGGUGGCGGCAAGCUGUACGACCUCGAGUUCCUCGAGGAUGCACAAGGUCGUCGCGUAGCUGCUUUUGGCUGGCACGCGGGCUUUGCAGGCGCCGCGCUUGGGCUUCUUGGUCUCGCCGAGCAGCUAAAUGGCGGCAAGCUCGGCGCGCAGACCAAGUUUGACAACGAGGACGCGCUGCUGAAGGAGACAUCCAAGGCGGUCGAGAACAUUCGCAAGCACCGUGCGGACGGCAAAGCGACCGCACUUGUCAUUGGCGCGCUGGGCCGCUGCGGCCGCGGCGCGGUGAGCUGUUUUGAGCGCAGCGGCAUGAAGCCAGAAGAGAUUGUGCGUUGGGAUUUGCAGGAGACGUCUGCUAAGAGCGGCCCUUACCAGGAGAUCCUUGAUGUAGACAUCUUUGUCAACUGCAUCUACCUGCGCAGCAAAAUUCCCAACUUUAUCGAUACCGCGUUUAUCAACCAGGCCGGAGCGAACCGCAGACUCGGUAUGGUGGUCGAUGUGAGCUGCGAUACAACGAACCCCAACAAUCCGCUGCCUGUCUACUCAAUCAACACCACCUUCGACAAGCCGACGGUCGAUGUUGAGCUCGCCAAGGGAGUGCCGAAAAUGGAAGUUAUCUCCAUCGAUCAUCUCCCGACGUUGCUUCCGCGCGAGGCGUCCGAGGCUUUCUCCGACGAUCUCUUGCCGUCCCUGCUCCAGCUGCCGUUUGUCACGGGUGCUGCAGGCGAGGAUGCACUGAAGCACACGCACGAAGAAGGCAAAGGCGCUGUGUGGACCCGCGCCGAGAAACUAUUCCGUAAGCACCUCGCGGAUGCUGUCGCGCACGGUGCGUAA